This is a messenger RNA of Penicillium brasilianum, 228 nucleotides long. NCBI's taxonomy places the organism in Eukaryota, Fungi, Ascomycota, Eurotiomycetes, Eurotiales, Aspergillaceae. The record is from the annotation of a GenBank genome assembly.
AUGUCGUGGCUCUUCGGUUCCUCCAGUGACAAAGCUGCCGCUCCUACCGAGCCCAAGGCCCAGCCUGCCCAGACUGAGAAGCCCAAGCCCUGCUGCGUCUGCAAAGACGAGAAGACCGCCCGCGAUGACUGCAUGCUUUUCUCCAAGUCCGAUGACCCCGCCAAGGAGUGCAAGUCCAUGAUCGAGCAAUACAAGGCCUGCAUGCUCGGCUAUGGCUUCAAGGUCUAG